CGCGUCUGGGCUGGGUCCGUCCUCCCGGCUCCGCGGCUGGGGCUGGCUGCGCUCUCGGCUCGGUGGCGGCGAUGGCGACGGCGGCUCCGCGGCGGGGGGCUGCCGGCCUGGGCCGUGGGGCUUCUGGCGCGGCCGCCCUGCGCGCCCUGACGCCCUCCUCGCUGCUGCCGGCCGAAGCGGAGACCCGCCAGCGCCUCCUGCGUACCGCCAAGAAGGAGGUGAAGCAGAUCAUGGAGGAAGCCGUCACACGGAAGUUUGUGCACGAAGACAGCAGCCAUAUCAUCUCCUUCUGUGCUGCCGUGGAAGCCUGCGUCCUCCACGGCCUCAAGCGACGGGCGGCUGGCUUCCUGCGCAGCAACAAGAUCGCGGCUUUAUUCAUGAAGGUGGGCAAGAGCUUCCCGCCGGCCGAAGUGCUUUCUCGGAAGGUGCAGGAUUUGGAGCAGCUCAUUGAGAAUGCGCGAAAUCAGGGCCCAGGUGUCCAGGAGAACGCACGGAAGAUCCAGAAGCUCCCCACCCUGUCCCCGCAGGCCAUCAAAUACCUCUGGAUCCGCACGGCACUUUUCGAGAAGGUCUUGGACAAAAUCGUUCACCACUUGGUGGAAAACAGCAGCAAAUACUACGAGAAGGAAGCGCUGCUGAUGGAUCCUGUCGAUGGUCCGAUCCUGGCCUCUUUACUAGUGGGGCCUUGUGCGCUGGAGUACACCAAGAUGAAGACGGCCGACCACUUCUGGACGGACCCCUCGGCCGACGAGCUGGUCCAGCGCCACCGAAUCCACAGCUCCCACUGCCGCCAAGACUCGCCCACCAAACGCCCGGCUCUCUGCAUCCAGAAGAGACACUCCAGUGGCAGCAUGGACGACCGGCCGUCGCUCUCCGCCAGGGACUACGUCGAGUCGCUGCACCAGAACUCCCGGGCCACCCUCUUGUACGGCAAGAACAAUGUCCUGGUUCAGCCGCGGGACGAUAUGGAGGCAAUCCCCGGCUAUUUGUCUCUUCACCAAACCGCCGAUAUCAUGACGCUGAAGUGGACUCCCAACCAGCUGAUGAACGGCUCGGUGGGCGAUCUGGACUACGAGAAAAGCGUCUACUGGGACUACGCCAUGACCAUCCGCCUGGAGGAGAUUGUCUACCUGCACUGCCACCAACAGGUAGACAGUGGGGGCACGGUGGUCCUGGUGAGCCAAGACGGCAUUCAGCGUCCUCCAUUGCGCUUCCCCAAAGGAGGCCACCUCUUGCAGUUCCUCUCCUGCCUCGAAAACGGGCUCCUGCCCCAUGGCCAGCUGGACCCGCCUCUCUGGUCACAGAGGGGGAAGGGGAAGGUAUUUCCGAAGCUGAAGAAACGAAGCCCGCAAGGAUCCUCGGAGUCCACGUCCGACAAGGAAGAUGACGAGGCCACGGAUUAUGUUUUCCGGAUCCUCUACCCUGGCAUGCAGUCGGAGUUCCCUCCCCAGGACCUGAUAGACGCCCCGGGCAGCGGGCUACCUCCCAUGUGGCAGCCAAGCACCCGCAAGUCCUCCUGCUCUUCCUGCUCCCAGAGUGGCUCCACCGAGAGCGGUCCCUCCAACGGCUGCAACCAUGAAAGAGCUCCCCUGAGAUUGCUGUGUGAUAACAUGAAGUACCAGAUCCUCUCCCGAGCGUUUUAUGGCUGGCUUGCUUACUGCCGCCAUCUCUCCACGGUGCGCACCCACCUGUCGGCGCUGGUGAACCAUGACAUCGUGUCUCCUGACAUGCCGUGCAAUGCCAGUUUGGGACUGACUGUGGAGGUCUGGGAGAAGUUCCUGCAGGACAGCACGAGCUAUGAGGAGAAGGAGCUGCUGAGGCUGGUCUACUUUGGAGGAGUCCAGCCCGAGAUCCGGAAAGCUGUCUGGCCUUUCCUCCUGGGGCACUACCGGUUUGGGAUGUCAGAAGCCGAGAGGAAGGAGGUGGACAGCCAGACGCGGGCCUGCUACGAGCAGACCAUGGCGGAGUGGCUGGGCUGCGAGGCCAUCGUGAGGCAGCGGGAGAAGGAGCUGCACGCAGCCGCCCUGGCCAAGUGCUCCCUGGGGGCCAGCCUGGACUCCCACCUGGAGCACAUGAUGCACCGAGACUCCACCGUCAGCAACGACUCCUCCCAAAGCGGUAGUUCUGGCCGACAGAACCUGGCCCGGCUUCAGAGUGACUCCAGCGGCAGCACGCAGGUGUUCGAGUCGGUUGAAGAGGUGGAGCAGCCGGAAUCGGAGGCCAAGCUGGAAGACAGCAAGCGAGCCAAGCUCUCCAACGGGGCCAUCCCUGGCGGGACCGGCUCCCCCGACUCGGGGCACCCUGCUUCCCAGAACCUUUCCGCCACCGCGGCAUUCCCGGAGCCCGGCUUCAGCACCGAGGACAGUGCCGCGGAGGCCCUCCCGCUGGCUGCCGUGCCCCAGCCAGCCCCAGCCAGCCCUGAUGGGGCCCGGGAACCCCCCGCGACGGACGGUGAGCUGGCAGCAGAAGCCCUUCGGGGUCGCAACGGUCUGGACGGGGACUUCCCUGCCAAGAGGAGCUUCGAGGACCUUCUCCGGAGGGGCCUGGAGCGUCCCGAUAAAGAGGGAGCCGCUCUGUCUCUGGCGGACAGCUGGGCCGACCCCAGUGGGGAGCAGCAGCAGAACUCCCUGGGGAGCGAAGACGACCUCUCGGAGGAGCCGGAGAUGGAGAGCUUGUAUCCGCAGCUGGACUCCCACUCGCUGGCCAUCACGGACCUGACCAUCAGCGAGGUUUCUCCAGUCUCCUCUUCGGGGGUCACCUAUUCUCCAGAGCUGCUGGACUUGUACACCGUCAACCUGCACCGCAUCGAGAAGGACGUGCAGAGGUGCGACCGCAACUACUGGUACUUCUCGCCAGCCAACCUGGAGAAGCUGCGUAAUAUCAUGUGCAGCUACAUCUGGCAUCACAUCGACAUUGGCUACGUGCAGGGCAUGUGCGACUUGCUGGCCCCUUUGCUGGUCAUCCUGGAUGACGAGGCGCUUGCGUUCAGCUGUUUCACUGAGCUCAUGAAGAGGAUGAACCAAAACUUCCCGCAUGGAGGAGCAAUGGACACUCACUUUGCCAACAUGAGGUCUCUCAUCCAGAUUUUGGACUCGGAGCUCUUUGAGCUGAUGCACCAGAACGGGGACUACACCCAUUUCUACUUCUGCUACCGCUGGUUCCUCCUGGACUUUAAGCGAGAACUCGUCUACGAGGAUGUUUUCUCCGUCUGGGAGACCAUCUGGGCCGCGGCACAGACCUCCUCCUCACACUACGUCCUGUUCAUUGCACUCGCCUUGGUGGAAGUUUACCGGGACAUCAUCCUGGAGAACAACAUGGAUUUCACGGAUAUCAUCAAGUUCUUCAAUGAAAUGGCUGAGCACCACAACACCAAGCAGAUCCUGAAGCUGGCGCGAGACCUUGUGUACAAAGUCCAGACGCUGAUUGAGAACAAGUGAUCCGGGACAGACCACCCGCCCUCCGAAGAGGAAGAAGCCCACCUUUGUCCCUCUCCUCCUAAGGCUGGAAGUGGCCAGGGCCGUGGAUAUAUGAGAGAGAGAGAGAGAGUCUCUCGAAAUGCCCCUGGAGGGUGGUGUCCUGAUUCCAGCCAUUGCGCUGAACCAGGCGGGACGUUUCCCCACCUGCUGCUCACCAGCUCUGCAUCCCUCGUGGUGAUUAACCAAAGAACGUGCGCCCUCCGCCCCUUUCUCUUUCGAAGUGGGGUGGAGUCUGAUGUGGCACAAAUCCUGUUUGGAGGACAGAAAGGGAAGCACCUCGGAAAUGAAUGUCUGGUUUUAUGAACUGCUGCUUCAUGUUUGGAGGGGUUUGGGGGUGAUGCCGGGGGUGGGUGGGAGAGGGCGGCGGGGUGUGUGUGUCUCUCAUCCAUUCCCCUUCCUUCCGUUGGACCAGACCACUUUCAGCAGCCAGCCUGUCCUCCCUUGCACAAUCUGCGGCACGCCGGCGGAGCCUGCUUUUGCCUCGGCGUCAGCCAGAUUUGCUCGGGCUGCAGGAUCUUGCUCGCGGACUGUGAGGAAAAGGUGAGACUUUGCCACACACCUUCCUCGCCCUUGCAGUGCCCGGUUCCCUACCAUGGGGCUGGCGGGCCAGUAAGCCCUUCUCUCCGCCCGGCCCGUCCACUUUGGUUUGGCUCUGCGUUUUUCCUUCCGUGGCCGGAGUCCCUGCUGCCGUCUGGUCUUGCGCAGCGGCUCCGAGCCAGGCUGGUCUGCCCCUGCUCUCCAGCCUGAUCCUCUCUGGAGCCUUUCCCUUCUCUCAGGAGGUUCAGAAGCCAAAUGGAGCAUCCAGAGCCUUGGCCGGGUCCCCGGGCUUCUCUGGCCUCUCCCAUGCCCCUGGCUCAGGCGUUCGCUGUCUUUGAAGCCACAUGUGGGCAUUCUGUGGCUCUGAUCGGGCCAAGCCACCCUCUUUCCUUGAAUGCACAGCCCCGUGGCUGCUUCCUUGAGCCUGCGGGGGGGGGGGGGCUGGUUCAGGCACCUUCCAGCCCCCGCCUCCUGCCUUGCCCAAGGGGCUGGCUUCCUAGCACCCCUUCAAGAAGACCCACAAGCUUCAGGACGUGGGGAGGGCCCUGCUGGGCCAGAGCUAGGUGCAGCUUCUUCUUCCACUGAUAGAUUUUUGUCCAGCACCCUCCCCCCGCCCCCUUUAAAGCCAUCUGAGCCACGGGCCAGCCCCACGCUGCAGAGAGCAAAACGGAGUUUUGCUGCCAAAUCAAAAGCUGCCCGAGAGGGUGGCUCUCAUGGCAAAGCCAGUGCCUAUUCUACCCCCACCCCCCCGGCUCCCUUUGCCAUCAAAUGGCUUCCAGAGAGCCACCCAACGCUUGGCCAUAGCUCUGUGGCUCUUCCCUUCCUCAAGAGGACUAGUCGCCUGAGCUGUGCUGCACAGCCUUUGUCUGUGCGUUCCGGCUUCCCACGUCCGCCCCAGAUCUUCCUGCUCUCCUUUUGGGGAGGGAGUUCUCAAAGGCUGUCCCUCCCAGGGCAAGCCAUCCACCUCCAUGCCCUCCCCUUCGCCCUGAGCUUUGUGUGUGGGUGUGCAAGUGUGUCUGCGUGUGUACCUGCUUGUGGGUGUAUCGUUGGCAUUGCUUAUUGCUGCUGAACCCCCUCUUGAGUCUUGUGCUGCGAAGUGCCAAAUUCUUGGAGGCGGCCCUUCUGCGGGAGGUGUGUCUGUGUGGUGCCCUCAAACCGGUUGAGCCAUUACGGCUUCUUUCCACGGAGCCGGGGAAUCUGAGUUGGGGGGCGGGCAGCGGGGUAGAUGCAGACCUCUCCUAGACCAUCUUUAGCCCUCCUCUGUGGCUUUCUUGGCUCCCGGGGGGCGGGGGGAACCAUGAUGCCGUAGCGUAGAUGCUCCUGAAGACAGGGAAGGAGGCAUGGGCAGAGGCACGUCUUCUCAAACGGUUGCCACUUAGAACUGCCACCGUUCUUGUCUGAAUGUCUGUGAAUCCCCCUCGGUAGAGCUUUCGGAGUGCAUCCAGAAAUGGGCACCAUUUCCAAGGCAGAGAUGGGCACAACAAGGGUUCAGACAUCUUAUGCUGAACGAGUGUACGGAUGUCUGUACACUCGUACAUGGGUUUGUGUGAAUGACUGUACUUGUGUUCAUUUUAAAAGUGAACCUGGGUCCUGCAGGUCCUUCAAAUGCAUGGCACAGAGAGCAAGUGUCCUUCUGUGUACCUGCGUUCAGCAUCACAUGUGAAUGAUUGUGCCUGUGUACAGAUCUAUACCUGUGAACACUGUACACUCGUCAUACAAGUGUUGGAGAUAGUGUGUGAAUGGGCCUAAAAGCACAAGAACAUCCCUGUCCCUGGGCGGACCCCCCCCCGGCAGAUUUUCCCUCCUUGAUUUCCUCACAGAGGGGGACCUUCACAAAGACGUAUGCUGGCCGUAGAGCCCGCCUGCCUUGUUCCAGCCCUCCAAGAGAUUCUGCAGAACAAAAUAAUGGACAGUUGGGCCGGUGGGUGGGAGGGCGAGAGAGUUUACGGAGCUGUGCCAUGUGUACGCCCACGUGCAUUUUGAUCGUGCUGCGCUUUCUUAACUUCAGGUGCCAGCCAAGCCUCCCUACUUCCUUAAAAGCACAAACCUUAGCUAGCAAACCUAUUUCUGAAAUCUAAUCCUUGUCGCUUCUGAAACAUCCAACAGGGAAUGGACCCGCUGGAGUAGCUUUUUUCUGAUGGUCCAUCCUUAAUGGUCGUCAUGUAAGCAGCAGCAGCCGCCCCCUGGAACAAACACAGGGAGAGUUCUGGACCUGGUUUGAGUCCCUGCUCAGCCCUGAUGCUCUUAAGCCUCACCUUCUGCACAGGGGGUAGGAAAUGGGACGGACAGAAGCGCACCCUGCCACCCCCAGAUCCCUUUUACCUUUUUAAAAUCUUAUUUUUUAAGCUAGCUGAGGAAUCUUGCCCACUACCUGCUGCCUGUGCUCUUGGAGAGCAUAUUUUGGCCAUUUGAUAGCUCUGUAUGUGUGUGUGUGUGUGUGUGUGUGUGUGUGGAGGCAGACACUUUAAAUGCAAAGACAUAGUUGUUUAUUUACACGUAUUUAUGGAUUCUCUCUGUGUGUCCUGCAUUUUGUGUGUGUAAAGCAUUAUGCAAAAGGAGGCAGGCCUUUCCCCCAGUGUCGCGAAACCUAUCUCGUAAAUGUUUACCAGGAAACUGUGUCUGUCUCCGUAUUUCUAUAUAUUAUAUUGAGAAAAAUAUUAUAUAUACAGUAUAUUAAAAAAUAUAUAUAUAUAUACAUGUGAAUGAA
Messenger RNA from Hemicordylus capensis (graceful crag lizard), 6720 nucleotides. RefSeq names its product small G protein signaling modulator 1 (gene SGSM1). NCBI's taxonomy places the organism in Eukaryota, Metazoa, Chordata, Lepidosauria, Squamata, Cordylidae. The record is from RefSeq and is a predicted model, not a curated record. Gene Ontology annotation, biological process: activation of GTPase activity. Gene Ontology annotation, molecular function: GTPase activator activity. The transcript has 24 exons. The coding region runs from base 72 to 3437 and encodes 1121 amino acids.